AUGGCAGCAGCACAAGCUCUCCUAGACGAAGUCCACGAAGAUCUGAUGGCAGAUCCAAGAGACAACAAUACCUAUGCCUUGGGAAGGAUUGGGAAACAUAACGUAGUGAUCGCUGGUCUACCUGCGGGAGGCUAUGGACUCGCUCCUGCAGCAGCAACGGCUACCCAUCUACAACGCAGCUUCCCAGCAAUCAAUAUAGGUUUGAUGGUUGGCAUUGGCGGAGGGGUACCAAGCAAAGAUGCAGAUAUCCGACUGGGGGAUGUGGUGAUCAGUAAGCCUACUGAUAAACACGGGGGUGUUGUGCAAUAUGACUUUGUCAAGGCAAUGAGUAAUGGCCGGAUACGAAUGGGCAUGUCUGAUCGUCCUCCUUCGAUUCUCCAUAGGACGAUUAGUAGAAUGCAAGCCACGCACCUUGCGCAUGCGAGACAUGUUAUGGAUCAUGUCGCUGCAAUGAACGAGAAACUAGGCGAGUACGCCACGGGUUUCGCACGUCCGACUCAAAAGGAUCGCCUUUACCUUUCCGACUACGAACAUGUAGAUGCAGGAUCCACGGACUGCGAUGCUUGUGACCCAAGGGCUACCGUCCCCCGAUGUCCUCGAGACGAUAACGUUCCAGUAUUUCACUAUGGAACUAUUGCGUCUGCCAAUACGCUUUUGAAGAAUAGCAAAUUACGAGACGAGCUAGCCCAGGAAUUCGGUGCUCAAUGCGUGGAGAUGGAAGCUGCAGGGUUGAUGAACGUUUUUCCAUGCCUGGUGAUUCGAGGGAUCUGUGACUAUGCAGACUCCCAUAAGAAUGAUAAGUGGCAAGGGUUUGCUGCAUCUGUAGCGGCGGCGUAUACCAAAGAGCUUCUUUUGGCUACCCGGUUUGAGUGA
This is a messenger RNA of Talaromyces amestolkiae, 873 nucleotides long. RefSeq lists its product as uncharacterized. NCBI's taxonomy places the organism in Eukaryota, Fungi, Ascomycota, Eurotiomycetes, Eurotiales, Trichocomaceae. Bases 1 to 873 code for a protein of 290 amino acids. The record is from RefSeq and is a predicted model, not a curated record. Gene Ontology annotation, biological process: nucleoside metabolic process. The transcript has a single exon. Gene Ontology annotation, molecular function: catalytic activity.